This is a messenger RNA of Acanthamoeba castellanii str. Neff, 312 nucleotides long. RefSeq lists its product as uncharacterized. The record is from RefSeq and is a predicted model, not a curated record. Lineage: Eukaryota; Discosea; Longamoebia; Acanthamoebidae. Bases 1 to 312 code for a protein of 103 amino acids. The transcript has 2 exons.
AUGUGGGAAGCCCAUCACCGCCGUGGCGGCCUACUGCUUGAGGAAGCACUGGCAUCCGGAGUGCGUGAUCUGUGCGGUGUGCAACAAGCAGAUCUCGAACGCGCGACCUCGAGAGAAGAACGGCAAGCCCGUGUGCCCCACAUGCGCCGUAGGCGCGGUGCAGAGCGUCGUCAACGCGCGGGUGCGAGGCGAAGACGUAUGACGCGUGCGUGCGCCGCACACGCACACGCACACAACAAAACACACGACGGCACACACGUAACAGCCAACAAAGACAAUCACACGCCAGCAUGUGGCCGCAUGUAUAUCUGA